Ostreococcus lucimarinus CCE9901 is the source of this 1173-nucleotide messenger RNA. RefSeq names its product DMT family transporter: UDP-galactose/UDP-glucose. Bases 1 to 1173 code for a protein of 390 amino acids. The record is from RefSeq and is a predicted model, not a curated record. Gene Ontology annotation, cellular component: endoplasmic reticulum membrane; Golgi membrane. Gene Ontology annotation, molecular function: 3'-phosphoadenosine 5'-phosphosulfate transmembrane transporter activity. Gene Ontology annotation, biological process: transmembrane transport. The transcript has 2 exons. NCBI's taxonomy places the organism in Eukaryota, Viridiplantae, Chlorophyta, Mamiellophyceae, Mamiellales, Bathycoccaceae.
AUGUCUCGUCGCGCGGUCGACGCCGCGCGCGACGACCGAGUCGUGUCGUGCGAUGACGACGUCGACUCGCGUUCGCUCGCGUCCGAUCCGUCGCGCGCGUCCACGUCGCACGCGGCGACGACGGAUUUCGCCGUGCUCUUGCACCCGACCGCGCACUUCAUCCUCGUCGCCGCGGCCACUAUUGGCUCGCUCGCGCUGUACGGCGUCUUGCAAGAGCGCGUGAUGACGAUUCCGUACGCGCGCGAGCGCGGUGAGAGCGAGGACGUAUUCACGUGCAGCAUGUUUCUAGUUUUCAUGAAUCGCUGGGUCGCGCUCGCGUCCUCGGGGGCGUUGGCGAUGGUGACGGGAUGGGGCGGAGGCGCGACGCGCGGCGGCGCCAAGGAUUACGCCGCGGUGUCCUUUAGUAAUCUCGUCGCCACGGUGUGUCAGUACGAGGUGCUGAAGUACUUGACGUACAGCGUGAGCACGCUCGCUAAGACGAUGAAGGUGGUGCCGGUGAUGAUUUGGGGACAGUUUUUAGGAGAGAAGAAAUUUACGUCGCGAGAAUACUUUGACGCGGCGGUGAUGACGUUCGGAUGUUUCGUCUUCGUCGCCAAUCGUGGUUGGCGCAGCGCGGUGCAGAAGCGAUACGAGGGUGAGUACGACGAAUCGUCCUUGGAAUGGGCCGCCAACGCCGGUUUUCUGAUAUUGGCUGUGUACUUUGUCUUCGACGGCUUCACGUCGACGUUUCAACAAAAGAUGUACCGCCGAGAUGGCGUCACGGUUACGGCACAAGUAUUCUUCACGUCAUUUUUCACAACCGUAUUCGGGUUCGCUUGGCUCGUCAUCACCGACCAGCUUUCGCCCUCGAUUCGGUUCGUGCACGACCACCCAGCGAUCGUUGGCGACAUUUUAUUAUUGAGCUGCGCGUCCACCGUCGCGCAAUUCAGCAUCGCGUACACCAUCAAGAGCUACUCCGCCGUCAUCUUAGCCUCCAUCAUGACGUUCCGCCAAUUCCUCAGCGUCCUCAUCAGCUGCUACGUGUUCAGUUCGCCGCUCAACGUCGUGCAGUGGCUCGGCAUCUUGCUCAUACUCGCCCCCUUGACGUUCAAGCACGUCGCCUUCGCGAAUUGGGCCGAAUCCGCGCACCCGUCGUCGUCCAAAUCCGACGACGAUCGCUUGAACGCCCUGUAA